Capsicum annuum is the source of this 558-nucleotide messenger RNA. RefSeq lists its product as uncharacterized. The coding region runs from base 1 to 558 and encodes 185 amino acids. The transcript has a single exon. Lineage: Eukaryota; Viridiplantae; Streptophyta; Magnoliopsida; Solanales; Solanaceae. The record is from RefSeq and is a predicted model, not a curated record.
AUGAAAAAGAGGGCAGUAAGCGAUGAGCCAAUGGAUAAUGUCAACUAUUGUAGUGCCAUUGCUACAAAAUCCUUAGUGCAGCAGAAGGCCGAUCCUGGAGCAUUCACUAUUCCAUAUACAAUCGGGUCUCUUAAUUUUGCUAAGGCCCUAUGUGAUCUAGGCGUGAGCAUAAAUCUGAUGUUGCUAGACGUGUAUAAAAAGCUAGGUUUGGGGGAUCCUACCUCGACAAAUAUAUGGUUGGUGAUGGGGAAUAGGUCUGUAAAGACGACAGUAGAAAUAUUACAUGAUGUAUUGGUAAAGGUGGCCAACUUUGUACUUCCUGCUAAUUUUGUAGUCCUAGACUAUCAGGCGGACUUUGAAGUUCCUAUCAUUUUGGGUAGACCAUUCCUCAUAAUUGGGAGAGUGGUAGUAGCCAUGAAGCUGAAUGAGAUAAAGUUCAGGUUCAAUGACAAAGGGGAAUGUUUCAAAUUGCACUCAUCCAUGAUACAGCAAAAGGAUAUGAGUGUCUUCUCAAUCACGGAUAUAUUUUAUGAAGACCGAAAAGAGGUAGCAGCAUAG